Molecule: messenger RNA, 4439 nt
Organism: Girardinichthys multiradiatus
Lineage: Eukaryota; Metazoa; Chordata; Actinopteri; Cyprinodontiformes; Goodeidae
Product: DENN domain-containing protein 2A-like
Exons: 20
Coding region: 361-3621 (1086 amino acids)
Biological process (GO): retrograde transport, endosome to Golgi
Cellular component (GO): actin cytoskeleton
Source: RefSeq, a predicted model, not a curated record
UGUCCAAUGGAACAAAUUCUCCUGCAGCCAUAGGUUAAAAAUGUGGCUUUGGAAUCACUUCCGAGAGCUUCGAUACACAGUCAUUCAUUCUGCUGGUUCAGCUGUGAGAGGGCCAGACAGCAUUCAACGAGGGGAGAGGAGCAGGAAGUUGUAUCGAGAGUUAUGGGAGAGUGAGGGUGAAUGAAAGCUGCAGAUUGGAACAGAGUCAGGGGGGCGAGUUUGUUAGUCAGAGAGGGAAACUCUUUACCAUCUGCUCAAGAUUUGAGUCAAGUUAGGCAGCCUGUUUCAGACUGUCAUUACACAUGGAACACUGCAGGGGUCUGGAUGUUGUACUGAUGGAUACUGCUUUAGUAAUAGCAAAUGCAGACAAGCACAGUUUUAUUAAAUGGAUGGAGGUGUGCAGUGAUCAUGGAGACUGCUGAGAGAAUCAACACAACUGUCAAGAGGCAAAAGUGGAGCUUUCUAGGUCGGAAAAGUACCACAGUGGAAAUUGAGGACAUUAGACAAAAAAGAAAAGGGACACAUAAACAACCUUUUGCCCCUUUAGACAACCUGUUGAACCAGAGGGAGGAACUGUCAAAGAUGGAUUUCAGGAGGUCGAUUUGUGACCCCUAUCCAAUUGACAGCACCAUGGUAGGAACCAAACUUCCCAAAUCCAACAAAGGCAAUAUCAAGGACAAGAUUUCUCUGUGGGAGAACAAGGAAUCCACACUCUCACACCUGACUUCAGGUAGUUUGAGCAAAUGCGCCGGCUUUAAAAAAACUGACUUCUUUACAAAUGGCGGCAACAAAAUUGUAGAAAAGCAAAGCACUGAAAGUAACAGGUUAGUAGCCAGUAAGGAGAAGCAGGAUCUUAUGAAAGAAAAUGUAGUGACGGAUGGUGAUUCAAGAUCUUCUUCCUCUGAUGAACUGCCGAAACAACCUCGAGUGGCCAAUAGUAGUACUAGGUCCAGUGACAGUCAUGAAAAGACUGAUUAUAAUAGACAAACAGGUCACAAAGAAACUCCUCAAGAUGAUUCAAGGCUGUGUUCACGUUAUGGACCUGGGAAUCAUCCUCAAGAGGCCCAGGCAAAAGCUGUCUGUAAGAGAAAUGUAGGUCACAAAGAAACUCCUACUUAUGAUACGAAGCCUUGUUCUCCCCCAGUGACUGAGAAGCGGCAAGUGGGAAUGCUAACAAAAAGAAGCGAAAAGAAAUCAUCAGAACAAGCAAACGAGGAGAAGAGAGCUGUAUUCAGUCUUUUUAAAAAGCUAGAGACUUUGGGGGAGAACCAUGGCAAAGCCCCCAUAGAGCUUGGAAACUAUUUCAGCCCAUUGACAAAGGACAAAAAAGACGAGAUGAAAAAGAAAGAACUUGAUGAUUUAGUUGUGAGCACAGCUUCGUGGGGUAGAGAGGGAAAGGAGGACCAGGAGAAUGUGUACACGGAGCCAGGAGCUCUGCCCAUCAAUCCAGUGCCUAAACCAAAGCGUACCUUCCAGCAUCCAGCGACUGCUUCGAUGGGAAGGAGUUUGAGGGAGGAGAGAGGGAAGAGGAACCUCCCUCCACUGCCAUCCAAUUCCUCAAAAACAUCCUCAAAGCCUCCCUGUGGUUUUUAUGGGAGACCCAGGGCUGACAGAUACCUUAGCAGGAAACGAUCUGACUUUGAAGACCGUGCAAGGUCAGCCAGCCCAGUUUCUACCUGCUCCCUCUCUUUGGAACACCACUACGAGGACAUCUUGGACUCAUCUAAUGAGAACCCAUAUGAAGACAUAGAGUUGGACAAUCAAUGUUCGCAGCAGUCUGUACCCUCGUCUCCUGGUGCCGAUACAACAAAGGCAUCUAGGCCUGGUUUCUUCAGACAAAAUUCAGACAGAAGCUUCAAGCUACUGGAUCUGAAGAGAUCCAACCAGUCGGCCCACAGCAUCAGCAGUGGAGGUGUUUCAUCUCCGCCCCAGCUUAGCCCUCCUUCCACCCCGACAGGAAAUGAACACAAUGCUUGGAUCCCUGGGGGUUCCUACAGCCGCACCUGCCGCAGGAUACCAACAGUUAUACUGAGAAUCAAUGGUAUAUUUGAGGGUAGAACAAGAAAAAAACAUCUGCGAAGGAUGUACCAUUAUGCCGAAUCAAUUUCUGGAAGAGUAACUGAUGACAACAGUGACUCCGAGAGUGAAGUUGAAGACAGAUUAAAAUUUCGAUCCCUUCUGAGGCAGCCGAGAAAGACGCAGGUACACUACAACAACUCCAACAUCAGAAGCUGCUCCCUAGAUCAGGAUCGGCACCAACGCAAGCUUUUUGAGUACUUCCUGGUUGUUUCACUGCAAAAGUCAAAGGCCGGCGACCACUAUCUCCCAGAAGUCACACAGCAGUUCCCCCUUAAGUUGGAGCGAAGCUUCAAGUUUAUGAGGGACACAGAGGAUCAGCUGAAGAUCAUUCCUCAGUUUUGUUUCCCUGAUGCAAAAAACUGGGAGCCAGUGGAAAUGUACCCAAGUGAGAUGUUCUCCUUUGUUUUGACCGGGGAGGACGGCAGCAGGAGGUUCGGAUAUUGCCGGCGUUUACUGCCCAGUGGAAAAGGCCAACGCCUGCCAGAGGUUUAUUGUAUUGUUAGUCACCUCGGCUGUUUCAAUCUGUUCUCCAAGGUGUUGGAUGAGGUGGAGAGGCGGCGAGCUCUCUCCCCAGCACUGGUGCAGCCAUUUCUGAGAGCCAUCAUGGAGGCCCAGUUUCCAGCUCCAGGCAGAACCAUCAACAUCAAAACCUUUCUCCCUGGUUCUGGCACUGAGGUGAUGGAGCUCUGUCGGCCAUCUGACUCCCGCCUGGAGCACGUGGACUUUGAAUGCCUGUUUUCCUGCUUGAGUCUGCGGCUGCUCCUCCGGGUGUUCAGCUCUCUGCUGCUGGAAAGAAGAGUGAUCUUCACUGCCAAUAAGCUCAGUACCCUCUCUGAGUGCUGCCAUGCAGUUGUUGCACUGCUUUACCCCUUCGUCUGGCAGCACACUUACAUCCCAGUGCUGCCCUCAGCCAUGCUCGAUAUCGUCUGCACCCCGACCCCUUUCAUUGUCGGCCUCCUGUCCAGCUCUUUAACCCAGCUCAAUGAGCUUCCCCUGGAGGAGGUUCUUGUUGUGGAUCUAGGAAGUAAUCGAUUUCUCAGACAGUUGGAUGACGAGGACUCAAUCCUGCCUUCUAAGCUCCAGUCAGCACUAGAGAACGUUCUAGAAAGAAGAAGAGAACUUGCCAAUGACAGAGGAGCGGAUUCAAUCAGUGACACUGGCCAUCUUAGCACCAUUGUGUCCGAGGCCUUUGUCCGCUUCUUUGUGGAGUUAGUUGGACACUAUCCACUCUUCAUCACUGCUGAACGUGAAGAUGGCUAUUCCUCCUCCUCGUCCUCCCCCGCUCCGUGCUCAUUCCAGCGUGAGAGGUUCCGGAAAGCAAUCCCGUCCAAAACCGUACGCCGCUUCUUGGAGGUUUUUAUGGAGACCCAGAUGUUUGGCUGGUUUAUCCAGGAGAGGGAGCACCAUCGGCAGGCUCUGAGAGGACUCUUUGAAGUGAGAGUGCAGGAGUAUCUGGACUCUAUCAAUGAGAAUGAACACCGGAGGGUCAACAGGUUUCUCAGAGGUUUGGGAAACAGAAUGAAAUUUCUUUCUAAGAAAUGAUAAAAUGUGAAACCAUAAAAGAGGAAGAAAAGCUCGAUCGCCUGCCUUAAACGGAAUUAUGAUCUGAAGGCUUUUUCUUGGAACUUGUCCUGCGUCUUGAGGAUUGUUGGCCAAGGAGGCAGCGGUUUUGCAUCAAGAGUAACACGCCUAGAGAUGUUUUGAGUUAAAAAAUGGUCAGUCAUUCAUGAAAGAUUAAGACACCUGAAACUAUAAUAUUUCAGUUCUUGGUUGGGAGAUUUUCAAAUGAAAACAUAGAUGGCACAAUCCUUUUGACAUUGUGCUGUAUGCUGAUGCCAAAUACAUUUUCAAGUAACCCAGAGAAUUGAAACUAAGUGGUUUGACAUUAUUGGUUGUAAGCUUUUCUACUGCAGGUUAUCUGGAAAGUUUUUAAUUAUGGGUUUCUGUGUCCAGCAGGGGGCAGUAUUAGAAAGAAGAAAAUUACAAAUUUGCUUUCUGUUCUAAAAUGCGUCAGUUUUCCUUCAGUCAAAACAUAUGCCACUGAAGCAUGGCACUGGGUGUUCAAACUUCCGAUGUCUAUUUUGUCCUUUUCCCUCAUACUUCUGUUUGAAAAUUGUAUGGAUUAGAUUACAUUAGACCAAAGAAAAUGUACAUUUUCACACUAAAAAAGUUAAUGCUUUAUUUUGCAAAGGAAGCUACUCGAGGAAUUGUGUUCUCUCUACAUUUGUGUGCUAAUUUAAAUGUGUCAGUUGACGACAGUGAAUUCCUUUACCUGUCUUUUUCUACUAUGUUUGUGUAUUUGAAGGUAUGUUACAGUUUUUACUAUAAAGAUCCUCAGUGUGGAGUUGUGGGUAAAAGCU